Vespa mandarinia (Asian giant hornet) is the source of this 2478-nucleotide messenger RNA. It is a transcript of the gene qless, whose product is annotated as decaprenyl diphosphate synthase subunit 1 qless. The record is from RefSeq and is a predicted model, not a curated record. Gene Ontology annotation, molecular function: prenyltransferase activity. Gene Ontology annotation, cellular component: transferase complex; mitochondrion. Lineage: Eukaryota; Metazoa; Arthropoda; Insecta; Hymenoptera; Vespidae. Gene Ontology annotation, biological process: ubiquinone biosynthetic process; isoprenoid biosynthetic process.
AUGGCGUGUAUAGGGUCGAGUCGGCUUUGUGCUCGUGCGGAAAAACUGUGCCAGUUCGGACAUUUUUCUGAAAUACGAAAGAAACUUUCAACAACAUUUACCAAGUCACGAGUGGAGAUCGAACGAGCCAUAAGCCCGACGGAGAAACAAUGUCAGAACAGAAAAACAACGGAAUCAUGCAGGAUAGGCAUCGCGAGAGCGAUGAGUUCAAUACAAACUAUUCAGCCCGGAUCCUUGCCCGAUUACCAAGUCGACCCUUACCGUCUCGUAGAAGACGAUCUUAAACUCGUAUAUGAUGAGAUACGAUUGGAACUCAAAGCAAAAACGACGCAAGAAGAAUUAAGAAAGAUAGUAACAUAUUAUUUUGAUGGAAAAGGAAAAGCGAUACGACCGUUGCUCGUAAUCCUUAUGUCACGAGCUAUUAAUUAUCAUAAGGACGAAAUGAACAUCUUGACAAUACCGCAGAAAAAUCUUGCCAUGUAUUCCGAGAUGAUCCACAAUGCUUCCCUGAUUCAUGACGAUGUGAUCGAUCAAGCCGAUUAUCGUCGAGGAAAACUAUCGGUAAACAAAGUUUGGAAUCCAAAAAAGGUAUCAUUCGCUGGUAAUUACAUUCUCGCGAUUGCCAAUAUAAUGAUGUCGCGUUUAAAUAACAAUGAAGUUACCAUUACGUUAGCUGAGAUAAUAUCGGACUUGGUGCAAGGUGAGUUCAUGCAACUUGGUUCGAAGGAGACGGAGAACGAAAGAUUUGCUCACUACCUCAAUAAAUCAUAUCGAAAAACGGGAAGUCUAAUCGCUAAUACGCUCAAAGCGACGGCGAUAGUAACUGAGGCGAACGAUCAGAUAAUAGAAUUAGCUUAUCAAUAUGGCCGAAAUAUUGGGCUUGCUUUUCAAUUGGUCGACGAUUUUCUAGAUUUUGUUUCGUCGUCGACGAUGAUGGGUAAGCCAACAGCGAUCGAUUUGAAGCUAGGCUUGGCUACUGCACCUGUUCUCUUCGCUUGCGAGAAGUAUCCAGAAUUAAAUGCGAUGAUCAUGCGUCGAUUCCAAGAACCAAAUGACGUCGAGAGAGCGUACAAAUUGGUUCACAAGUCACACGGUCUUGAUCAGACCAAAUUUUUAGCUAAGAAGCACUGUGCCGAGGCUGUAAGAUUGGUACAAUCGCUUGCCGAAAGCCCUUAUCAAAAAGCUUUGAUAUUUAUUUCUGAUUUUGUUAUCAAUCGUAUUAAGUAGCAUCAUUUGAUUAAGUAGCAAUGAGGAAUUGACGAUAGUUUAAAAAAUAUAAAAUCCGUACAGCUUGGUACUAGUUGAUUAAUGGAAGAAAAAAAAAUAGAAAAAAAAAAGAGAGAAAGCAAAAAAAAAAAUGUAAUAAUAAUAGAUACGAAUCCAAGGAUGUAUUUUUUAUCUACUUGAUUGAAGUAUAACUUUAAGAAAUGUUUCACAUCACUGAUGCGUGAUAGAAGAUAACGUUGUUGCACAAUGUAUUGUAUAUAUAUGAAUUUGUUACAAUACACGUAUAUAAUAGAAUUUUAUUACAUUCGUUAACAUUGAGAAUAUGAUUACGUAUGAUACUCAUACAAUGAUGCCUGAUUUGUUAAUAUCGAAGAGCUUAUCUCAAAAUGUAUUAUAAAGAUUUUUUCUUUUUUUUUUUUUUUUUUUUUUUGUCAACAUUACUUAUUAUAUCGGAUGGUGAAAGAAAUCAAUAAAGUAUCAAUAAUUUGAUUAUAAACGAAAAAAAAGGAAUAAAAGAAAAAGAUAUCUGAAGUUUAAAAAGAAGCAAAAAAAAAAGAAAGUCUAUUCGAAAAUUAAAAACUUUUAUUAAUCAAAUAAGAUAUAUUCUUCUUUUUGAGUAAGCGCAUGAAAAUUAUGCGUCGAUUAUCUUUCAACGUUAAUUCAAAUACAUAUAUAUAUAUAUAUAUAUAUAUAUAUAUAUAUAUAUAUACUUUUAAAUUAUUAUUAAUUUUUAAUUGAAUAUGAUGCAUCGCAUUUCUGUAUUUCUUUUUUUUUUUUUUUUUUUUUCUUUUUUUUUUAAUUACAUCCGAAGUACAGUAAUUGAAUCAAUCCUAGUUCAGUUUUUAAUGCAAAGAAAAUAGAAAAGCAUGUGCUUAUUAUGUAGCAAUAUUUAAUAAAAUGAAAUAAAGGAUAGACGUAGUAAUAAUGCAUUAGCGACGGUGAACCUUCUUCAGAAUUAAAUUUAUAAUAAUUAUAUCAUGAAUAUUAGGACAAAUAUAUGUGUAUCGAUUGCAUCGGUUAAAUUAAAAAAUUUAUGAAAUAAAAGAAAAAAGAAAAAAAAAAUAUAUAUAUAUAUAAUAUAUUUAUAAAACAGAUUGAGAGGAAGGGAUCCGUGUGUGUUAAUACGUGUAGAAAGUACAAUCUGCAAUUUAGCAUAAUACAGAGUGGAGAAUAUCUGCCAAAGAAAGCCUUCUGGUCUCUUAAUUUUUCAAUUUAUUCACCAAUAAGUGGUUUUUUUUUUUUUUUCUUUUU